This is a messenger RNA of Manacus vitellinus (golden-collared manakin), 877 nucleotides long. It is a transcript of the gene B3GNTL1, whose product is annotated as UDP-GlcNAc:betaGal beta-1,3-N-acetylglucosaminyltransferase like 1. Lineage: Eukaryota; Metazoa; Chordata; Aves; Passeriformes; Pipridae. The transcript has 10 exons. The record is from RefSeq and is a predicted model, not a curated record. The coding region runs from base 114 to 848 and encodes 244 amino acids.
UAAUCAUUGGGAGUAAUGAUUCAUCUGAACCCCGAGGUGUUGGAUUUGCUAAAAAUCAAGCAGUAAUUCAGAGCUCAGGAGCCUAUCUCUGCUUUCUGGAUUCAGAUGAUGUGAUGAUGCCACAGCGGGUUAGGCUGCAGCACCAAGUUGCCAUUCAACACCCAAACAGUAUUGUUGGUUGCCAAGUCAGAAGAGAGCCAUUGGACUCCACUGAACGAUACACUCGCUGGAUCAAUAACCUGACCCAAGAGCAACUUCUCACACAGGUGUUCACCUCCCACGGACCCACUGUGAUCAUGCCAACCUGGUUCUGUUCUCGAGAGUGGUUUUUUCACGUGGGAAAAUUUGAUGAGGGGGGAAAGGGGGUCCCAGAAGAUCUGCUGUUUUUUUAUGAGCACAUCCAGAAGGGUGGUGAGGUCUUCCGAGUGAACCGCUGCCUCCUGCUCUACCGGUACCACCCGCAGGCUGCGACUCAUUCCGUCCUGGAGGGAACCAUCUGGAACCACCGAGUCAGAUUCCUUGAGGACAGAGUCCUGAGCUCCUGGACAUCAUUCACCAUUUGGAAUGCUGGCAAACAAGGCAAGAAGCUCUACAGAAGUUUGUCACCAGCUAAUAGGAAAAAGGUCAUUGCCUUUUGUGAUGUUGAUGAAAAGAAAAUAACAAAAGGAUUCUACACUUACGAGGAAUCUGAGGAGAGACCAAAACCAAAGGUCCCUGUGUGUCACUUCAGAGAUGCAGCUCCACCUUUCAUCAUCUGUGUGAAGCUGGAUUUGACAGGUGGAGUGUUUGAAGCAAACCUGGACAUGCUGAACCUGAAGGAAGGGAUGGAUUAUUAUCACUUUAACUAAACCCAAGGUGAGGCAGUGGGACUGAAGCU